AUGACGGAGGCUAGCUCUGGACCCGCGAAUCAAGCCAGUCCGACGUCGCAACACGUUGAGCAGCCGGCCCUGGCUGCUGGGCUGCGCCAUGCUGCGGGGGUAUCGGGCGACCUGGACGCAAAGCCGAAUGAAGAACCCAGUCAAAUCACCGAGGAACAAUGGAAAGCCAUGUUCGACCUGAUCCUCGCAAUCUACGAGUACCGUGAGCCCGACGGCCAUGACCCGACGAAACUGUUCCAGCGUAGCGUGAACAAGCGAAAUGUCCCCGAUUAUUAUGAUGUCAUUAAAGAACCCAUGGCCUUGAGCGUCUUGAAGCAAAAGACUCGAAGCCGAGUAUAUAAGACCUUUCCAGAGUUCGUCAGGGAUUGCGCUUUGAUUCCUCACAAUGCACAGACAUAUAAUCGACCCAAAUCGCAAGCUUACGAAGAUGCUCUCAUCAUUAAAGCUGUAUUAAUCGCUGAAUUCCAAAAACUGAGCGACAAAGGCAUUGUUCCCCCAGAGGACGCAGAGUUGCCCGAUCUGGGAGAGAUUCCGGAUGCCGAUCCACUUCCCGUGGAUGAAGAGGAUGACGAUGAAGAAGAUGAUGAGGACGAUGAGGAAGCCGAUGACAGUGACGAGGAAGGCCGUCGUAGACGCAAACGCGCCCGACGGGGAAGCCAGUCCUCGAGACGUGGUGGAAAUAAAGAUGAUUACCGCAAAAGUAUGGACCCAGCACUGCGAAAGAAAAGAGGACGGCCCCCUCGAGUUGAUACACCUAUGGAGGCAAGAAUAAAAGCAGUACUGAAAGGAAUUCGAAAACCAAGAGACCCUGAAGGAGGCCUCCGGAUUCGGCACUUUGAAAAGCUCCCAGAUAAAGCUGCGUACCCUGACUACUACACGGAAAUCAAGGAGCCCAUGGCAGUAGAUAUUAUCAAACGCAAAUCUAAGCGGAAGAAGUAUGCCUCGGUGGACCAUUUCAUGAGAGACAUCGAUGUUAUGUUCAAUAACGCGAAGGCAUACAACCAGUCAGACAGCCAACUGUAUUUGGAUGCUGAGGAACUGCAAGUGGAAGCUCACAAGCUUGCCGAUCAAGAGAAAAAGAAGCCAGAUAGUGACUAUAUCAUGGAAGAUGGCCGACUCCCGCUUCCAAAUGGGAUUUCCUACAAGGACGAGAUUUGGAGAGUCGGCGAUUGGGUUCACAUACAGAAUGCCAAUGACCCAGAAAAACCCAUAAUUGCACAGGUCUAUCGAACUUGGCAGGAUGCAGAUGACCAGAAGUGGGUUAAUGCUUGCUGGUAUUAUCGACCAGAGCAAACAGUGCACCGUGUCGACAAGCACUUUUUGCCUAAUGAAGUGAUGAAGACGGGCCAGUAUCGAGACCACCGCAUUGAAGAGGUGAUGGACCGGUGCUUUGUGAUGUUUUUUACGCGCUUCAAUCGUGGGCGACCAAGAGGGUUUCCCGUGGACAAACAAGUUUAUGUUUGCGAGGCUCGGUAUAACGAGGAGAAACACAAGCUGAACAAGAUCAAAACUUGGGCCAGCUGUCUUCCGGAUGAGGUCCGAGAAAAAGACUACGAAAUGGAUUUAUUUGAUGGACCACGCAAGAUUAGGAAAGUUCCGAGCCCAAUCAAACACUUACUACCAGCAGAUGCAAAGGAUACAGACGAUUUGCCAAAACCUACCUGGGGAGUUGAAAACGCGCCUCCAAUAAUCGGGGCUGUUCAUUGUAGACCCCGUGAUGAGAACGAGUCUCCCCCUCCCGAGCCAACGCCGCCACCUCCUCCACAGCCAGUUCAACGGCCACCAACUAUACCCCCAAGACCUAUGUCCGCAAAUCAGCAAAAUCACCACCCCAAUGUCGAUGGGAGACGCGAUCCCCGAUUGGGCCCAGCCAACUUUGCACCAUCAGGCCAAUCGUCGGCUCAGACUCCUCAGCUGCAACCUGCAACACCAAUGUCGAUGAUGCCUUCACGAGCCCAGCCGAGUUACCAUGCGCCUAGCCCAGUUAUUCCUCAGUAUCAGUCAGUACCGCAUCUUCAAGCCGCUCAACCUCCUAUUAGCGCUACCGCAUAUCAACAAUCCCCUUCUCAGCCCUACGCGAUGCCGCAAAGCUUCCCACAUUUUGCUCCUAGCCGUCUUCCGCAGCCGCAAUCGCCUAUGCAACAAGCUAUUAACCCGAACGCCCCCAAACUUCCAGAGUUUAUCACCUUACGCGAGGAGAUGAACAGCGCAAUACCAGAAGAUAUACGUUCACGAUUUCAGCGCGACGCAAGGGGUCGCGUGAUUUUUUUCAGUACACCUCCACUUGAUAUCGUGGACGGCCAGGCAACACCACUCGCGCACUCCGCUGAGCACCUCGCAGCAAAAGCUAGACGUCAAGCGGUCAUUAACCGGGAACGCAAGAGGAUUCUUGAACGUCAGAAGGCCCGCGCAGAGGGGGAAAUUCGUCGGAAAUCAGAUGGAAAUCAAGAAAUGCCCAUCAAAGAGGGAUCCCCUACUGUCAAACGGGAAGAUACGGAGCAAGUGAACACGGCACUGCCCCUCCAUAGCGAAAUCGAGAGUGAUUUUGUGAAGCGGCACGAGAGGGAAAUAGAGAUCCUUGACGCUUUCGUUGCGGGCCACAACAGUGCUAAGGAGAAAGCCAAGGCCAAGAUGCAAAAGGAAGCGGGCACAGCCGCGACCGAACCGCUCGACCUCAGGACACUUCCAGCACGCCCUAGGCACGCUAUGACUAGGGACCAUUGGUGGUAUCUAACCAACCCAUCGAAAAGGCAUGGCUAA
Molecule: messenger RNA, 2760 nt
Organism: Ophidiomyces ophidiicola
Lineage: Eukaryota; Fungi; Ascomycota; Eurotiomycetes; Onygenales; Onygenaceae
Exons: 5
Coding region: 1-2760 (919 amino acids)
Biological process (GO): chromatin remodeling
Cellular component (GO): RSC-type complex
Molecular function (GO): chromatin binding; protein binding
Source: RefSeq, a predicted model, not a curated record